Molecule: messenger RNA, 1896 nt
Organism: Colletotrichum truncatum
Lineage: Eukaryota; Fungi; Ascomycota; Sordariomycetes; Glomerellales; Glomerellaceae
Product: phenylacetone monooxygenase
Source: RefSeq, a predicted model, not a curated record
AUGACUACGGCAGAGCUGCGAAAGAUUUACGACAAUGAACGCCAAAAGCGGCUUCGUCCGGAAGGCGUGGACCAGUACGUCGAUUUUCGCGACCCUGCCAUCGGGGACAAGCUGGGGCGAGAUCCGUGGGUAGACUACGACCACGUCCUCGCCCACAAUACCUCUCUAAGAGACAAAUCAUCAAUCAAGUUCACCAUCAUUGGCGCCGGUCAUGCAGGUCUGCUUUACGCAGUGCGCCUUAUCGACGCCGGCUUCAAGGCAGCAGACAUCGUCAUCGUGGACACGGCUGGCGGGUUCGGCGGAACUUGGUACUGGAACCGAUAUCCCGGGCUCAUGUGUGACGUUGAGGGGUAUGUUUACAUGCCACUACUUGAGGAAACCGGCUAUGUGCCAGAGAACAAGUAUUCAUACGGCGCCGAAAUUCGUGGGCAGUGCGAGCGGAUUGCCUCUCAUUACCAGCUCCAGAGCCAGUUCUGUACGCAAGUCACCCACCAACAUUGGGACGACACGAAACGCCGCUGGUUCAUCGAAAUGACUCAAGAUCGCGGUCCAGGCAAUACCUCUGUUCACUUCAAAAUCGAGACGCAGUUUUUGAUCGCGGCUGGUAGCGGACUCAAUGUGCCACAUGUUCCAAAGCUGCCUGGCUUCCGGGAUCUUUUAAACACAACCAAGGUCUUCCAUUCUGCCCGAUGGGAUUGGCAAUAUACCGGUGGCAGCCAAUCUCAACCCGAUAUGGUGAACCUCCGAGGCAAGAAGGUUGGCAUCAUCGGCACAGGUGCCACCGCCAUUCAAAUAGUGCCGCAGCUUGCUCAAUGGGCAAGCCAUCUUUACGUCUUCCAGCGCACCCCUAGCUACGUUGGCCCACGAAAUCAGCGCCGGACGACACCCGAGGAGUGGGAGAAGGUGGCGUAUAAGAAGGGGUGGCAAUACGAAAGGCAGGACAACUUUAACCAUUUUGUCACAAACGAUCCGGUUCAGAACAACCUGUGCAACGAUGGAUGGACAGCGCCGGACUCCCACUCAGUUGCCGGUUUCAUAGGCAGCUCUUCAAAGCUUGUCACGCCAGAGACAAUAGAAGAGCACAUCGACUCCAUGUACAAGAUGGACACGGAACGAGGAGAGCGUCUGCGUGCUCACAUAGCCAACACAGUCAAGGAUAAAGCUACUGCCGAGAAGCUGAAGCCGUGGUAUGGUGGUUGGUGCAAGAGACCGGCUUUUCACGACGACUACUUGAAGUCCUUCAACUUGCCCAACGUCACCCUUGUUGAUACUGACGGGAAAGGAGUCGACGAUUUUACCGCAAACGGGGUUGUCGCAAAUGGGACUCUGUAUGACUUGGAUCUUCUGGUGUUGGCUACGGGGUUUACUAUCAGUGGCCCCCCGUCACCAUCAGCCCAGUUGAAUGCUCCUGUGAUCGGGCGGAACGGAGUCGAUGUUUCACAGAAGUGGGGGUCUCCAGAAUACGGGACUUUCUACGGUGCUUGCUCCGCCGGAUUUCCCAACGCCUUUUUCAGCGGUAUUCCAGGCGGCGGUGUCUCAUACAACUUGACUUCUGCUUACGACGUUGCGGCCACAUUUGUGGCCAACGCAGUUGCUGUGGCGCACAGGGAAGCCGGAGAGGCCAGCAACCUGCUGGUCAUUGAGCCGUCCAAGGAAGCCGAGGACCGCUACACAGAUGAAGUGCAAAAGAGAGCCUUGUGGUUCACUGCUUUGGCGACUUGUACCCCGGGUUGGUUCAAUGGAGAAGCCGAUGGGGCGCUACGAAAGCAGACACCCGAGGAGCAGGCUGCUCGAUCGAGACGAGUCCAUUGGGGCUCGGGUAUUCUUGACUUCAAGAAGAGGGUUUCGGAGUACAUCUCCAAGGGAACCCUAGAAGGUUUUGAAGUGAGAACUUGA